Molecule: messenger RNA, 744 nt
Organism: Aspergillus glaucus CBS 516.65
Lineage: Eukaryota; Fungi; Ascomycota; Eurotiomycetes; Eurotiales; Aspergillaceae
Exons: 1
Coding region: 1-744 (247 amino acids)
Source: RefSeq, a predicted model, not a curated record
AUGGUGCGACUCCCAGUUCGAAACCUCGCGACCAGAAUCUGCGGACUCCCAUCAUCCGUCCUAGAGCCGGAACAAUACAGGAGAGAUCCAAUUCUUGACAUUCGAAGUCGAUGGGAGCCAUGCCUUCACUUGUGCGAAGCAGGGCUUCCAUACAAGGUCUGGACGUCCCAUGAUGUCUUCAAAUACCAUGGCUUAUACAGACACCAUGGCGUGUUCAGUGACCCAUACGACUUUCAAGUCUUGGAUCUUGGGCUGCUGGUGAAUGAUAUAGAAGAAGCAGCAAAAAUCUUGGAAGGGGCUGGAUAUUUCCGUGCAAGAAUGCCAAAUGCAGAGCAGGAGGGGAUGUGCUACCAUUCUGGAAAUGGCCGGGGUUGUAUUCGCUUGCUUAAUACCAGUGCAAUAGUGCAAGAGUACAUUCGACGGGAAACAUUUGAGCAAGUCACUGCAAGGAUUUCCCUUGCUGCUGGCGUCAAGGACACCUAUGUGAUUGAUAACAAGUGGUCAAUGCAAGGACUUGGAAAUGGCGUCCUAUUGAUGCUGGCUAGUGAUUGGAAUUAUGCACUUCCUAGUCAGAUGAAAUCCCCUAUAUUUUAUCAAGUGAUGCCCGAGUUGUCAGAGUACUUUGACUCACACUUACAGCCUAUGGAUGGAUGUGCCGAUUUCAUUUCCAGUUACAACGAUUUUUUUCUCGGAUCAUGCGAGACUUUGGCACCAUGCAAAUAUAAUAAACAACCUGAUAUCUGA